Mixia osmundae IAM 14324 is the source of this 3765-nucleotide messenger RNA. RefSeq lists its product as uncharacterized. The transcript is spliced from 5 exons. Gene Ontology annotation, biological process: microtubule-based movement. The record is from RefSeq and is a predicted model, not a curated record. NCBI's taxonomy places the organism in Eukaryota, Fungi, Basidiomycota, Mixiomycetes, Mixiales, Mixiaceae. Gene Ontology annotation, molecular function: microtubule motor activity; ATP binding; microtubule binding. Bases 1 to 3765 code for a protein of 1254 amino acids.
AUGGUCAAGACACGGAGCAAGAGCACGGCCGCACAGCUCUCCACCGGACUAGACUCUCCGGCGACCAGAAAACGUGCAUUGCGAGACGCCGCGCCAGCAGAGACCGAGGGGGCAGCAACAACAAGUCGCAAACAGCCAAGGCGGAGCCAGUCUGCCUUCCCACUCGGCCGGAUCCCGUCCGACAGCCAUGGAGAGACUUCGACGGCAGCGACCGGCACGGGCAGCAAAGAUCUCGAUGAUCUCGUCGCUGCAGGCGUCGGCAGAGUCAAGGGACUCUUCUCCCUCUUCGGAGCUGCGCCCGUGCCUGCGACGGCGCCCGUGCCAUCCCUACAGAGCGAGUCCCAGUCUGAACCCGUUACUAUCAAACGAGAGCCUGUCAGUAGCACCUCGGCCGCCACUUCAGAACCCAAGCCAGCCGGUAGCCAGAAUAUAGCAGUCACAAUCAGAGUGCGGCCGUUACCUGCUCCUUCACUCGACCUGGCCGUGCCCGAACAGCUAGCAGCACUGCGGCAACAGGAAUCCGAGCAAGCGAAGCUAUGGACACUCGACCCGAACCGUGCUAGGCUUUCCUUGUUACCGACACAUCCUGCCCGUGCGAGAAGGCAAGCUACCAAUGGUACAGCUACAGACGCCAGCGAUGCCGAGUAUGACUUUACGUUUGAUCACCUGCAUCUAGCGCCUAAGCCUACGCAGGAACUCUACGACAAGACGAUACAGCCGGUCGUGCAGGCUGCAAUGGACGGCUACAACGGCACAGUGUUUGCAUACGGCAUGACGGCCUCCGGCAAGACUCAUACAAUGGCUGGUAGUGAUAUCGAACCGGGUAUCAUAUCGCUCGCCGUCAACGAGGUCUUUGACUGCAUCGCCCGGCAACUCUCGCCGUCCAACCCGUCACAGACCGAAGAGCGAGAUUGGAUGGUCCGGGUCAGCUAUCUGGAGAUCUAUAAUGAGACGCUCAAGGACCUGCUUGCUCCUGCAAAUGGAUCCGAGAAGGAUCUCAAGAUCAAAGUCGACUCGAAGGGGCGCAUCUAUGUCACGCCGCUGACAGAGGAGAUCGCCACGAGCCCAGACCAAGUACUACAAGCUUUGCAUCGCGGAGAGACCAAUCGGCAUGUCGGCGCGACAGACUGGAAUGAACGCUCUUCCCGCUCGCAUACGAUCGUCUCGAUGACAAUUGAGUCCUGCCUGCGUUCUAGCACAGCUGGUAGUAUUACGAGAUCUUCGACCGGCGCACUUGGCAAAUCGACUGCAUCCGAAAGUCCGACUGAGGCCAGUGACGCACCGCAAGCCGGUCUCAGCAGGAUGAAUGGCGCACAACACAAGGGCGUCCGACUGUCGCAGCUCAAUCUCAUCGACCUUGCUGGUAGUGAGCGUGCCGCUUCGCAAGACGAGCGUCGGAAAGAAGGCGCUUUCAUCAACAAGUCUCUGCUUGCGCUUUCUACCGUCAUCGAGAAGCUUUCCAUUGCUUCGGCGAGCACUUCCAAAGCACAAGCGCAGCAUAUCCCCUAUCGAGACUCGAAGCUCACCCGUCUCCUUCAGACUUCCCUGUCAGGCAAUGCUCGCAUAGCCAUCGUAUGCGCAGUCUCUCCAGAGCCGAAACAUGCGCUGGAGACGCUCAGCACGCUCAAAUUUGCGAGGAGGGCCAAAAUGAUCGUGACGAAAGCAGAGAAGGGCAUGAUAUUUGACAAAGAGGCUCUCUUGCAGCGCUAUCAGAGCGAGAUUGCCGAGCUGAAAGCACGGCUGGCGGCAGGCGAACAAAGCCGACUCGCCAUGCCAGGGCCUCAAAUCAAACAAGAAGACGAUGGCGAUUCACGUCCUGGCUCGCAGAAGGAUCUGCGCGACGAAGAGGAGCUUUCAAAGCUGGCGGAAAUCCAGCGCAGACGGCAAGAAGCAGAAUCUGCUUUUGCCGACCUCGACAAUCAACGCACACUCCUACAGGCUCAGAUAGCCUUCCUCAAUGAGCGCAUUCUGACUGGCAGCAAAUUCGAGGCAACUCGGGCAACGCGAGCCUCCGAUGACACCGCCAUUGCGUCGCACCUGCCUCAGCCCGCUUUCAGAGCGUUCAGUCUCAAUAUCGGUCGAGGCCCGCCGCCUAUGCGCGGUGUGGCUCGUCCACAGCUUGCAAGCAUACCCGCCGGCCCCGAGAUCGACUUUGAAGCAGAGACAGAGAUGGCAAAGCUUAGGCGGCGGAACGCUGAGCUUACAGCCACUAUAGCAACCCGCGACGAACAGCUUGCGUCACUAUCACAAGCUCGACAGCUGGCGGAGCAAGAGCAAGCAGUUGCCAUCGAGAGACUCAAUGCCCGUCUAGCAAUCCAGCAAGAAGAAGCAUCACAAGCAGCAGCUGCGUCGGUCAAGUCGGCCGACAUAAGUCAAAGAAUCCAAACACAAACGCAAAAAAUGAUGGGGAUCAAGUCGCAGCUUGAAGACGCGUUAUGGGAGCGCACACAAGCGCAGAAGAAGCUCGAAACGCUCCAGAACCAGCAUGAUGAUCACGAAGAGGCAAUGCGCAAAUUUACAGCGGAAAAGUUUGCGUUGGUGCAAGAACAGCAGCGGCAUGCGAGCGUGAUGCAAAGCUUACAAGUGCAGCUCGAGGCAAAAACACAGUACGCCGGCAAGAUCGGCGCCGAGCUGGCCACGCUCAAGCUUACUGCCCGGCAAGCAGAAGACUGCCACGCAACAGCAAUAGCAGAAGCGAGACGCAUGGCACUGCAACAGUCUGCAGAAGAGGCGAAGGAGCUGCGACUUCACAUCGAGCAGCUGAGAUCAGAAGCCAAGGCAACGCAAGACAUACAGGCGAGAUAUCAGGAGCUCCAGCUGGCCGUGCAAGCCGGUUCCGCGCACGCACAAGCCCACGAGCGAGCCAUGGAAGACGAAAGGUCAAAAUCUCAUAGAGCGCUCGAGGACGCGGCGAAACAGCAAAAACGCAUCGAAGAAUUACAAAGCAAGCUGGAUGCGCAGCAAAAGCGGCUGGACGUCAUUGAUGCAGAAGCCGCCCGCGUCAAAGAGGACCGACUCGAGAGCAUACGUCGCGAUCUGCGCUCGCCUUCUCCACCCGUCAUGCUUUCCAGGCCGCAAAAGUCUGUUCCUUCUUCGCCACUCCGGCCACGACAGACAAGUUCGACAUUUUCACCGGCAGGGACAGAGCGAUCAAAGACAGUCCGAGAAUCCAGACGAUUCGAUGGCGAGACGCUUUUCGCUGCCAAAGGCCAGCAAGACGAAAUCGAUCGACUGAACAAGAUCAUCGAGGGUCAGAAGACAAUCGAAUUGGAUCUGCGCGCUGCUAUUGCACAGUGGAAAGAGGUUCUCGAGGGCCAAAAUCAGCUUAUCGCAGAGCUGGCGACCACUACACCUGUGGACAGCGAACAGAAUGCAAGCUCGCGCUUCAGUCCGCCGGUCCCGACGCGGAAGAGCUCUCUGCAUCGUCCGCUGAGCCAGAUCAGCAUCAACGCAUCAGCAGACAAGUCGUCUGGCGAGCGAUCGCCUACCAAACGAGCGCAUUCGCCUACGCCUCUUCCCAAGCGAGAGAGUCCACCUCGAGUGUGGCGACAUCGUCUGAUGGGCAGUGAUGAUACCAAAUCGCCGCGCACCAAGUCUACGCAGAGUCUAGGUGUCGAGCAGAACCGGAUGGUUCGGACAAGAUCGACAGUGCUCGGACCACGAGCGCCAAGAAGGGUCUCUCGGAGCAAUAACGGAACCUCUGUCUCCAAGCCUGCCUUCGCAAGUGCUGCUGAUGGGGAAGACGCCGAGGGCUGGUAUGUAUGA